Molecule: messenger RNA, 2064 nt
Organism: Toxotes jaculatrix (banded archerfish)
Lineage: Eukaryota; Metazoa; Chordata; Actinopteri; Toxotidae
Product: zinc finger protein RFP-like
Exons: 2
Coding region: 156-1748 (530 amino acids)
Molecular function (GO): protein binding; zinc ion binding
Source: RefSeq, a predicted model, not a curated record
CAACGUCACAUCUCCCUAAGUGAAAGUGAAAGUUUGUCUGAAGGAGCUACAGGCUUGGCAAGUUUCUCUCCGCAGAAAAAUUAAACUGGUUAUAAAAUCAUCUGGUUUCAUCCUCAACAACACAGCAGAGUCUUUGUGGAGCACUGUGUGUAGAAAUGGCUGCUGCCAGCUGUCUGCUGACUGAAGAUCAGUUUCUGUGCUCCAUCUGUCUGGAUGUGUUCACUGAUCCAGUCACCUUACCAUGUGGACACAACUUCUGCAACAAAUGCAUCUCUGAACACUGGGGUAUUAAUGUCCUGUGCCAGUGUCCCAAUUGUAAAGAGGUUUUCAACAAAAGACCUGAACUGAGGGUCAAUAGAUUCAUCUCUGAGAUGGCUGCUCAGUUCAGACUGUCAGUUGAACAGGAAGCCAGCAGCAGCUGCUCAGAGCAACAAGAUGCCAAACCAGGAGAAGUUCCCUGUGACGUCUGCACUGGAACCAAACUGAAGGCCCUGAAGUCCUGCCUGGUGUGUCUGACCUCGUACUGUGAGACUCACCUGGAGCCUCAUCUGACAACACCAGGCCUGAAAAGACAUCAGCUGAUCGACCCUGUGGAGAACCUGGAAGGCAGGAUGUGUACGAAGCACGAUAAACUGCUGGAGCUGUUCUGCAAGACCGACCAGACAUGUAUCUGCAUACUCUGCUCUGUUUCAGACCACAAGACACAUGAGUUUGUUCCUGUGGCAGAAGAAUGUGAAGGAAAGAAGGCAGAGCUGAAGACGACAGAGGAUGAAAUUGAGCACAUGAUCCAAAAGAGACAGCAGAAGAUUCAGGAGAUCAAACAGUCAGUGGAGCUCAGUAAGAAAAAUGCAGACAGAGAAAUAGCAGCAGGUGUUCAGGUCUUCACUGCUCUGAAGGAGUCUGUCGAGAGAAGCCAGGCUGAACUGAUCGAGAAGAUCAAAGGGAAGCAGAGAACAACAGAGGAACAGGCUGAAGGCUUCAUCAAAGAGCUGGAGGAGGAAAUCACUGAGCUGAAGAAGAGAAGCUCUGAGGUGGAGCAGCUCUCACGCUCUGAAGACCACAUCCACCUCCUCCAAAGCUUCUCAUCCCUGAACUCUGCUCCACCGACCAGGGACUGGACAGAAGUCAGCGUCCGUCCUCCAUCAUAUGAGGGGACUGUGGCGACAGCUGUGAAUCAGCUGGAGAAGAAGCUCAGUGGACAGAUGAAGCCAUUGGUUGUAGCCGAGCUGAAGAGGGUCCAACAGUACACAGUGGAUGUGAAACUGGAUCCUGAUGUGGUACACUCCAAACCCACCCAGUCUAAUCAGAAAGACAAGGUAAAUGAGGGUACCAAGUGUCGAUGUGUCUUAUCAAAGCAGGGUUUCACUUCUGGAAGAUUUUACUUUGAGGUUCGGGUUAGAUGGAGAUCUACGUGGACUGUAGGAGUAGCCAGACAGUCCAACAUCAACAAUCUAACCACACUGAGCCCCAAGACUGGUUACUGGACUGUUUGUUCAAAGUGGCUGGGUGGGUACUUUGCCUGUGCUGAUCCAUCAGUCUGUCUCUCUCUGAAGCCAAAGCCUGAGAAGGUGGGUGUGUUUGUGGAUUAUGAAGAGGGUUUGGUAAACUUCUAUGAUGUUGAUGCUGCUGCUCUUAUCUACUCCUUUACUGGCUGUUCCUUCACUGACAAAAUCUACCCAUUCUUCAGUCUCUGUGCAAAUGAUGGUGUUAGAAUCCACACAAAUGAUAAGGUUUGUGUAUUACAGUGAGCGGAAAUAUUAGAUUUGUAUGAACAAAAAUGUUCAGCAUCCUAUAAUGUGACAUUAUACAGCAUGUACUUCCUUGCUUGCUUUUCUUCAUAUCAUAUUCUCCUGUGUCUGCUUCUUUCUGUUACAAACAAUCUGUGGUGACUGAUUCGCUCUAACGUAGUCUAAUUGUUUCUGUACAGUCACUGCUUUCAGAACUGUUUUAACAUAACGAACAAAUUACUGAUAAUUAUCAUAAAAAAACUGGGUUAAAUGUUUCUCUCUGAUGUUUUGUAUUGUGUGUAUAUUCUAUAUUGCCCAAAUAAAUAAAACCCAGUGG